AUGUGGUUCGAAGCCGUUUACAACCUGCUGACAUCAGACCUCCAGGAGAUCUCCACCCACCUGCUGAGCCUCAUUGAUGAGUUCUUGGACUACUUCCUGCUUCUGGCUCAGGCUCCUCUUCCAGUCAGCCAGCUGUCGGCGGUCCUUCUCCAGUUGGUCAAGUUUGCUCUUGAUGAACAAGUCCGUUUCCCAAUGAAGCUGGAGGCCAUCAGAACCUUCAACAGCAUCGUGGAGUCUCUGAGCCGAGAUCAGCGACGACUUAUCCAGAAUGACCAGAACCAGACCCAGAUAUUACCUCAGGUGGCAGCAGCAGUUCUGACAGUUGGGGACUACGAGCUGCAGGUCAGUCUAUCGGAGGCUCUUUGCCGUCUGACUCCACGCCGCGACCGUCAACAGCGAGCUUAUCAGUGGUUCUGCAGCUGUGACCUCAGCAGUGCCUUCUGUGACAUUAGAGAUUCUGACUUCGAGGUGGACUCCAGACGUUUCCUGAACUUGGUUAACCGCCACCAUGGAGACCAGAGAAGGGUCUACACCUUCCCCUGCCUGCGAGCAUUUCUCAACUCCACCCAGCUGUUUCGUCCAAGAGAUGACAAACUGCAAGAGUUCUGGAUCGACUUCAACCUGGGCUCAGAAUGUCUGAGCUUCUUCAUCGAUGAGCCUCAGGGGUUUCUGUGGGGGUCCAUCCACCUGCGGAAGGAGGAGGUGGAUCAUUACAGCCUCAUGGUCAAACAUGACGCCACCCUCAGGCACAUUCUCUCAGGGUGCAAAAUUGGUCUCGCCCAAGGACGCUACACGUGGCGUCACAACCAAGUCCUGAAGAUCUUGGCAUCCACCCUGGAGGACAAACGAGCUGCCACCAACUCCCUAUCGGCAUCAGCACCCAACCAGCAACAGACAAUGACCUGUGUCCGUGAGGGGGCAAAGGUCACCAGGAGCUGCUCGACACCAUCUGAGCGAGGCCAGCUACGGUUGGCCCGCGACUGGAAGAUGCUGGCUGAUGUUGGCCGACAGCUGAUGUUUCCUAAAGAGAUCGCUACAACCACCCUGAGACCUGACUUGGUUCUCUGGUCCCCUUCACUAAAAAAGGUGUACAUCGUUGAGCUAACUGUACCCUGGGAGGACGCAAGGCUAAAGCCUGCGUUCAGCCAUCAAAGCUGCAUCGGAAGCAGCCGAAAGAAGCAGCCAGUGGCUCUUUAUGAGGAGGAAAGAUCCCAGCUGGGCCCCAAAGUAGCCAACCAGAAGGUAUGCGAGAUCGUCCUCACCAUCAGGCUCAAUAAACCCAUCGUACACAACAACAGCAAGGGUCAGAGGGUAGAGCUGAGCUUCAACUGUGACCUCCACAAAGAGCUGGAGGAGGUUGCUGGGAGGGUGUUCCAGAAGGUGCAGAGCUCUCCCUGUGUAGCAGAGGUGGGUGGUACGGUCCAGGGCUCCCUCUCUGCUGACCAAGGCCACACUUGGUCCUAUGGACGCAAGAAACCGAAGAACAAAAGCCAGCUGAAGGUUCUACCUUUGUCGUCUCCAAGCAGUGAGGACGAUGCCUCUGUUUCCAAGGCUGUUUCAAGAAGCAGAGCAGAGAUCCUGUUUGAUCUGAUCAGAAGCUCCACCCCCACCUUUGAGUCAACAUGCACAGCUGCUCCCCAGCUGCCACCUGACAUCCCUGGGGACUUCAGUGCUGCAGAAACCCGCUCGUCAGAGUCCACACCGUCGCUGUCACAUGAUCCGGAGGGGGCGGAGCCACAGGCCUCCCCGGAGCCCAUGCUGGAGUUUGGAGGAGGAGGAAGCAGCUCCCAGCCAGAAACGUUUCCUGGUUGUCAGCAGGACAUGAAGAGGAAGAGAGAAGCUCCAGAUUCAGGGUACAUGUCGGACCAGACUGAGGGAAAACCAGCCGUCAAACAGAAGGUGGAGCUUCAGCCAGAAGGGGAGGAGUCUAACUCUGAGCUAACAGGAUGCUCGUCUGAGGAGGCAGGGCCAGCUCCAGUAGAGGAACAGCUCAGUGAGGACCCAUGGUCAGGCCAGAACCAGACACUAGCUGAGCAGAGGGCACAGCUAGUCUCACACCUAAAGUUUGACAUCACCGCUGCGUUCAGGACAUUCAGGCAACAGCUGGACGAGCACUUCACGGGCUGCUUGCAAAAAGUGGAGGCUGAUGUUCUUGCAUUGGUGAAAGAAUGUCAACAGCACGUCUCUUCACUGUUCACAGCUGUCCAUCAACACAGGUUGUUGCUGCUGCAGAGGUUUGAAACCAGCGUCACUGAACAACUAAAGCAGCUGGAAGACAACUGCACCAACCUGAACUCCAUCAAUGCCCAGAUCCUGGUACUACCACCACCUAAGUAUUACUAA
Messenger RNA from Cololabis saira (Pacific saury), 2343 nucleotides. It is a transcript of the gene sycp2l, whose product is annotated as synaptonemal complex protein 2-like. The coding region runs from base 1 to 2343 and encodes 780 amino acids. Lineage: Eukaryota; Metazoa; Chordata; Actinopteri; Beloniformes; Belonidae. The transcript is spliced from 22 exons. The record is from RefSeq and is a predicted model, not a curated record.